Molecule: messenger RNA, 1275 nt
Organism: Westerdykella ornata
Lineage: Eukaryota; Fungi; Ascomycota; Dothideomycetes; Pleosporales; Sporormiaceae
Product: Aldo/keto reductase
Exons: 3
Coding region: 101-1132 (343 amino acids)
Source: RefSeq, a predicted model, not a curated record
ACGUCUUCGCCAAAUAUUUCCAAUCCCACCCACUAUCCAACGAUAAAACCGUCAUACAAGCAUCACGCCUCGCACUCUCCAAUUUCUCUCUCCCGCCAAAAUGUCCGCCGCCGUCGAAUCUAAAUACCAGCCCCACGACAUGCAAUUCCGGCGCCUGGGCCCCGCCGGCCUCAAAGUCUCCGUCUUCUCCCUGGGCGGCUGGCUCACGUACGGAAAGACGCAGACGGGCGACGUAGUCAAGGACUGCCUGCAGGCGGCGUGGGACAAUGGCAUCAAUUUCUUCGAUACCGCGGAGGUUUAUGCGAAUGGCCAAUGUGAGGUGGAGAUGGGAAGGGCGUUGAAGGAGUUGGCCUGGCCCAGGGAUGAAUUUGUGCUGAGUACGAAGGUGUAUUUUGGGACGGGCAGAAAGGAGCCGAAUACGAGGGGUCUGUCGAAGAAGCAUAUUGUGGAGGGCCUGAAGAGCUCAUUGCAGAGGUUGCAGCAACCGUACGUGGACAUUGUGUUUGCCCAUCGGCAUGACCCUGACGUCCCGAUGAAAGAGAUUGUAGAAGCGUUCACGCAGGCGAUCCACAUGAACCUCGCCUACUACUGGGGAACGUCCGAAUGGUCCGCAAAGCAGAUCCAAGAAGCCCACGAUAUCGCCGAGAAGUACAACCUCAUCGCCCCUGUGGCAGAACAACCUCAAUACAACGCCUUCCACCGCGAACGAUUCGAGAGCGAAUACGCACCCCUCUAUGAACAAUUCCAAUACGGUACUACAAUCUGGAGCCCGUUGGCUUCUGGCCUUUUGACCGGAAAGUACGAUCAGGGUAUCCCCGAUGACUCCCGGUUUGCGACCCACGAGAUGUUUAAGGAGGAGGCGGCGAAGUUGAAGAGCCCCGAGGGACAGGCUAAGCUAGAAAAAGUCAGGAAGCUGGGCAAGGUCGCUGAGCGUCUGGGCGGAAACACUGCUCAGCUUGCUCUUGCGUGGGCGGCGAAGAACCCCAACGUCUCGACUGUCAUUCUUGGAGCAACGAAGCCUCAGCAGGUGCACGAUAACUGCAAGGCACUUCAGCUGCUGCCAAAGCUCACGGACGAAGUCGUGGACGAGAUCGAGUCGAUCCUUCAGAACAAGCCCAACAGCAAGCUAUGAGCACGUGGUCAAUAUCCUCAAGCGAGCCUCAGGCAUGUACAGCUCGAAUGCAAGUCCGUCAAGUAACGCGUAGAUAGGUGGUAUAGACUCCCGAUGAAUCCAUUGCAUAUCGAUCGAGUCCGCGUUGCAGCAAUAUGCGCCUG